Molecule: messenger RNA, 1195 nt
Organism: Brassica napus (rape)
Lineage: Eukaryota; Viridiplantae; Streptophyta; Magnoliopsida; Brassicales; Brassicaceae
Exons: 1
Coding region: 1-816 (271 amino acids)
Molecular function (GO): DNA-binding transcription factor activity
Source: RefSeq, a predicted model, not a curated record
AUGUCUUCUGGAAGCUCUUCCGUGGCCCAACCCGAAAAAUGCAAUGACAUUAACGUGGCUGUGGAGGAGUCCAGGGAGAAGGCAACGGAGAACAACAAUUCGGGACUAGGGUCUGAUCCUCAGGAAGUUAUGUCUGAAAGGAGGAGUGAGAACCCUAGUCGCGGAUAUAGUGCUGUCCCAACAGAAAACGGCAUCAUGCAGCGUUACACAUCAGAAACUAAUAAGAUAUUCACUUGUCGCUUUUGCAAUAAACGGUUCUCAGCCUCUCAAAGCCUAGGUGGUCACAUGAACGCGCACAAGAGGGAGCUACAAUGGGAAAGGAAGCGGAAGGAGAUGGAACAGAUGGAACAAGAGUUCCAUUUUCAGUGGAUGUUAAGUCAAUAUUCACAAGGUGAUUUAUCAAAUGAUAAUAAUCUUGGGAUCACUUCUGAACCUUUCAAACGCAUAUGUACCGGCCUUUACCCAUCUUUCAAUAGCGGACUCAUGGACAUGAAUAUGACCGUAGUUCCUCGCAUGGCUCCUACUGGCUUCUUCUCAGGGAACACUUUCACUAACGGUUUCUUUUCAGGGGGACUUGAGCCAAUGCCCUCCUACAACAACUAUCCCCCGAUGCUCCCUAGAAACGUUCCUCCUUUUCCUCCACAUAGGACUACCAAUCUUCCUAGCUAUUGGUAUCCGCAAGAGAAUGUAUUGAACGAGGAGGAUGUCAUCUUAAAGCUAGGAAAUGACAAUAUUGUGGAGAUUGAUGAUGACGAUGCUGUUGAUCAGCCAGAAGAAGGGACUUCUAAGAGCUGGGGCGCUGAUCUAUCCCUUUAAGUAUUGUUUAGUUUUCAUUUUGAGGUAUCAUAUCUAUUAGAGACCUAUCUAUCAUUUGUAUCUAUGGAUGUUGUUUUUCUCUUUUUAAAUUUUAUGGUAUUCAAUUUUAAAUAUUCCUUUGGAUGUAACAUCUCUUCUUCGUUGAAUUGCUUUUUUUUUUUAAAUCAAUUUAUGAUUCCUAUUUUCUGCCAUCUAUAUAUCAGGAGUCUUUUUAUCAUUUCGGCAGUUGUCAAAAUCAUUGGUUGAAUUUAGUCAGGGAAGUAAUUUCUACCAAUGUUAUGUCUCUUGAUUCCAAACCUUUCGAUCAGAACUAUAAAUCCACAUACUUAAAUUUCUUAAUUAAGUUAGUCGAGUUGAUAUUUUUAUGUUGAUUUAAAGA